Dicrocoelium dendriticum is the source of this 1127-nucleotide messenger RNA. The record is from the annotation of a GenBank genome assembly. Lineage: Eukaryota; Metazoa; Platyhelminthes; Trematoda; Plagiorchiida; Dicrocoeliidae.
UGAGGUCUUAGUGCUGGGAUCUGUAGCUCAAACGGUCCAGACAGUUAUACAACUUCUGGGAUCAGUAUGUCUCCCACUCGAAGCUCGUAGUCGGUGUUCUUCUUUGUCAUAUAAAAGUAAACCGAUUGAACGGAUCCUUACCGGUACCUUGUUUACUUCUGGCUCAUACUGUUGCGCAUGCAGACAAAUGUGGUUGAUCCAAGUAUUUUUGCGUCCAUCGAUUUUGCGUUACUACAGCAUUUUACCUCUCCGUAGGCAACUGGUCCAAUAUUGGGACAAAUUCUACACCGGCAACCCUUCCGAAAAAUUAAUUUUCGUCCCAUUGUGUGGGAAGUCAAUUGAUCUACGCUGGCUGUACUGUGAAAAAGGCUUCAGUAUUGUCGGAUGUGAUCUGUCAGAGACUGCUCUCUUGGCUUUUGUGACUGAAUACCCAGAUUUGGCCAUGAAACGAACGGAAAUCCCCUUCAAGAAUGGCGAACGCAUUUCCAUGUUUCAUACCCCCGACAAGCGUCUCCGACUUUAUCUUUGUGAUCUUUUCAUCAUGGACCAAUCUCCGGAGGGACCAUUCAAAUACAUCUGGGAUAGAGGCUCUUUGGUUGCUGUGGACCCAUCACUGCAAAAAAAGUACGUGGAGUUCGUGAGCACUCUCAUCACACCUGACGCUCGCUGGCUGCUCGAAACUGUUAACUACCCAGAAGGUAUACACGAUGGUCCACCAUGUCGCAUUCCAGAUGAAGAGUACGCCACUUUGUUCGGUAAGGGAUACAAUUCCAGGCUUCUAUCAUAUCAGUUGGUGGACCACCCACAGCUACCGGGUCUAGACAAUGUCUACCUUCGCACAACAUUGGUGACUAUUUGAGCAGGUCACCACAAUCAGAAUUAAUGUUUCUCGCAGUAAACUCAGUCGACAUUCAUAAUUUGCGUUACUUUCGGCGGCUUUUACCUGCUUGCUGCAUUCUUUUCGUCAUUUGUUACACAUUCUGUGAUAUUUUCGGCGUCGGUUCUCCAAAUGUCUGUUUCUCUGUGCUCCCUUUUUCCAUCAAAUACACACAUGCUCUGGUUAGUUAUUUUUGUGCACUUCCACCAGGGCCUCCGUUAAACGACCAAUAUAUUGCUUAGGUGCAAGG